Cladocopium goreaui is the source of this 4848-nucleotide messenger RNA. The record is from the annotation of a GenBank genome assembly. Lineage: Eukaryota; Dinophyceae; Suessiales; Symbiodiniaceae.
GCUAGCAAGGCUGGGGCCAUUGAUCUUGAGUUCUUCAGAACUUUGGUUACAUUGUCUGCUUGCCCCAUCAGCAAGACCUUUGGCCGACCGAUGGCUGAAAUGGGCGUUGUGGGGAGCCUUGGGGGGCUUCUGGAGAUGGACCCGGACAUUAGGCAAAAUGCUCGCCAGAACAAGCAGUUGACUGAGUGGCCUACACGGGAAACCAUUGGCAUACCCUCAUGCCGCGCCAUUGGUUGCAACUUGCGGCUUUUGACUCUAGCUUGUGAUUGGUGGGCCAAGCACCAAGAAACACCCAAGACAGUACCAGUGGAUAUUCUCAGGGAAGAGGAUCUGGAGCUGCUACCGCUGUGGAACGUCUUUGACUUCCAUUGGAAUGGGAUGAACCAAAUGGUGGUAUUCGAGGGUGGCAGUGAUGUAGAACCCAGUGUAGAACCAAGUGGGGCAAACCACGGACCAGCGCCCAGCUUCAGUGGAACCAGUUCCAGCUCAUUUCCCAGCCAAGACGAGCAGCGUGCCAUCGAGAUCCGCCGUGAGCUGAUCAGGAGAGAAGUUGCUCGACGCCGUGCUGAACAAACUUCAGUGUCAGGGAGUGCACCUCUCAAAGCCGCUUGUUCAGGAGCUGCCACGGCCACCGACACUAUGGAGACUUUGCCCUUUGACACAGAGGCUGCCAUGCAAUGCAUCCCUAGUGAGCCAUCCCCCCUGUCAACAGAGACACCAAAGCGAUUUGCAGAUCUUGUUCUGCGUGAUGACACGCUCAUCUUGGGUGGGUCAGCCAAGGCAUCUGAAGCCAAAGAAAAAAAUGAAGUUCAGCCAGCUUCUGGGUGGCUACCUGUGAAGCGGAAUUUGGAGGCAGAACUGAAGAAGGUGGAAGGCGUAGAGAACCAGAAGAAGGAAGGCCAGCAGAAGGGAUCCGAGGCAGAGAAGGUCACAGGUGAGAAGAACGAGGGGCUAGAGACGCAGAAGGGAUCCGAGGCAGAGAAGGUCACAGGUAAGAAGAAGGAGGUAGAGACGCAGAAGGGGUCUGAGACGGAGAAGGUCACUGAUGAAAAAGAAAAGGACAAGGAAGAGGAGAGAUAUGAGAAAACAACUCCCGAGGCAAAGGGUGUCAAAGGCAAGAAGGAGAAAGAGGAACAGGAGAAGGUGUCCCAGGUGAAGGCCAGAGACGUGAAGAGAAAGGAGGCAGAGGCCGGAGAGGUCGAAGAUGCGAAGGACAAGAAAGAAAACAUGCACAAGGUAUCCGAAGUAAAGGAGGUUCAAGGUAAUAAGGAGGAGAAGGAAGAGAAACAGGAGAGAUCGGACGCAGAGAAGGUCAAAGAUGAGGAGGAACAGGCUGUAGAAAAGGAGCCAAUGAAGGAGGCAGACGACAAGAAUCAGAAGACUCCUGAGGUCGAAGGCACGAGGGAAAAGGAGGAAGGCGAGAAGAAGGUACCCGAGGUGAAGGCCGGAGAGGUGAAGGAAGAGGAUCAUAUGUUAGAGGUGGAGAAGAAAGAUGAUCUGAAGGUUCCGGACUUAUUGAAUGGGACGCCUCAGCUAGUGCGGCGCCGAGAGCAGUUUGGCACUUUGGAGGACAGGGAGCCUGAAGAGACCGACAAGCAGCCAAAGCGACGAUCAAGAAAAGACAAGAAAGAAAAGAAGGUGAAGGAUACCAAGGAGGAGGAAGAUUUGGGAGACGAAGGCGCCAAGAAUACAGACCAAGAGAAGGAGACACAGAAGCCAAAGAGACGGGCCAGGAAAGCACAGAAGGUGGAAGCUGAAGAGGCCAGUAAGGCAGGUUAUGAAAGCAAAGAGGACCAGAAGCCAAAGAGAGGAGUGAAGACAGAGCAGACAAAGGAUGAGAACAAGGAGCCUGAGAAACCGAGAAAGCGCAAAGGCAAAGCUGCCACAAAGGCCGGCACUGAAGACAAAGAGAACCAGAAGCCAGAGACAGGAGCAGAGCCAGGGAAGAAACCGCAUGAUGAAGUGAAGGAGGAGCGUGAGAAAAAGAAGCCAAGAGGCAAAGCUGCCACAAAGUCUGAUAGAGAGACAGAGAACCAGGGAUCCAAGAGAGCCAUGAAAGCGAAGGUUGAAGAGAAGGGCGAACCUCAGAAGAAGAAGGCCAGAGGCAAAGCUGCCAAGACAAAGGACACAAAGGGAGAAGAGGCGCAGAACGAAGGAAAGGAUGAUGCCAAGCCGGUCUCUUUCGGAAGACGUCCCUGCCCGGUCACACAGCCAUCCAAGGACCGCUGGGAAGCCAUCCGAGAUGCUUUCAAUGAAAUUGUCAAGCCACAGGUCACCCAGCACUCGAAGUUGCAGGUCAAGUUCUGGGAGGCAUGCGUGGACUCCGAAGAGUUGAACCAGUGCGGCGACUACCCUGCUUUCUUUCAAGUGGCAAAGAGCUUGGAUGGACAGCAUCAGCCGCUGUGGGGGUACACAGUUGCAUUGCCCAUCGUGGGCCUGAGGUUCGCUUUCAUGCUCUAUGCCAAGGCCUGCUACGGAACAUUUGAUUGUCAGCGGAACAGCUUGAGUUCUACUCAGGCAAAGCCAGGAUCUCGAGAUUCUGUAGCCGACAAGGUUUUUCGCCAAUUCUUUUGGAUGAGGCAUCACAAAGGUCCCUCACCAAAGCGCACGGUGUUGCUGAGCAGUAUCAAGCAGGCGAACUUGGCGCCUGAUGUGAUCUCUGCCUUCAAGAACUUUGAGUCGGAGUCCUGGCCCGCCUUGAACCAGAGAGUGGGAGUGCCAGCUCAUGGCACUUUGCCCCCACCACCAUCCAUGCCGCCUGUGAGCCAUCUGGAUUGUCCUGGCAAUACACACCCAAAGUCUCCUGUUACUGUGCCGGACACGCCUUCCUACCACCCAGACAACCAGCUGGGACUGCAAGAUACUCAGGUAGCCACCCCGACCCCAGUAGCUACACCAGCAGCUACACCAAGAAGGGCUGUUCCAGUGACUCCGCAGUCCUUGGCUUACCACGACGACUUGAAUUUGCCACGGCCAUCGCCAGGUUCUUUGCACCUGUCGAAAGAAGCCAUCGAUCAGCGACUUCGACGUGCUGUCACGCCCCGGGCAAAUGGCGCGUUCAAGAUUUCAGCUGAUGUGAUUAAGAUGUACAAAGAUGGUGGGAAGUCCAGGGAUGAUGUGUUCCGGAUGUUCCAAGCUUGUGGCUUUGAUGUGGAGACCUUCAAAGUUGAGGUCGACAUACUGAAACAGGAGUACACCGACUCCAACCUCAAGGUGGAAGCUGAGUACGUGAGCGAGGCGACUAUGACAGAUGAAUGGGGCUGGAGUCAGAAGAGGGUUGCUGCAGUUAUCGCUUACUGCAAGACCAACCCAGCGGUAUUGAUGAGGCAAGAUCGCUACGAGGAUAUUGUCCUUUACUGGGCAGAACGCCACAUCAAGGCAAGCUUGAAGAAGGGCAGCAGAACUGAGAUCAACCGCCGCCUGCGUUGGACAGAGACGGCCGGCGUGGAGGACUUUGACUUGGGAACGGAUUCUCGCAAUGGACUCACUGAUCACCCCGAGUCCCUCGAAGGUGCGCCGGUUGACCUCACAAAGGUUCCGGACCCAACAGACCCGACAAAGAUGAUCCAUAAGACUUUGGGAGUUCCGGAGUUGUUGAAGGAUGCAGUCCCCAGCUCCAUUGCACACAAGAUGAUGAGUUGCCUGGAAAAGCGUGCUGGGAAAAUGGCGGAUCUGCACAAGAAGUACCAGGAGUCAGGUUUGGCCUUCACUGACAUCCAAAAGCGGUUGAUCAAGAAGUUGGACAAUGAGCGUCUUGAGAAGGAAGCCGAACUUCAAGCUGUGUACGACAUUUCUGUGAAAAAGUGGGGCCCUCAAAAAAACAUUGUUAGUCUGCUUGAUCUCUUUGGCCUCUGCUCACCCAGGGCCAUUGCUGGAGUCGAAUUGGAAGGACGAAUGAGGCAAGCAAUGCCGAAGUUGCCUGCAGCCAAGCGACCGCGUGAGAGGGGUGAAGCACCCGGUAGCCCCCGAGCAAAGGCUAAGGCGAAGGCCACAGCAGCUUGUGCAAAGCGCGCUCCCAAGGUUUUUUCAUCGAUGCAGCCCGACUUCAAGAAGAAGCUGCUGCUGAAUCUAUUGCAGAUGGGGUCUGCGGCACAGGCCCAGACCAGAAAACGGAAACACAGUUGCGACUGCUGCCCACAAGAACCAUCACUGAAGAAGUUUUGUGGGGAGGACCAUGGGGCAGUCCCAGUGAGCAAUGCAUGCUUCGCCUUGCACAACUACAAGGAACAUUCUUUUUUGACACGAUUCGUUAUGUUUUGCUUGCCUUGUGCGACCUACAAGGCUUUCCCAACACUGGUCCCGUUUCUGUUGGAUUUGAUAGCAAAGGACUUGAGACGCCUCUUUUUUGAAGGCAUUGAAAUCGAACAGCACCGUAUUGUUACACCUGUUUGCUUGGGUUUGAAAGCCGACAUCAAGUUCCACCAUUACGUGGCAAAUUUCUCCAGAUGGUAUACCAGAAUGGGAAGAACAACUGAUGCUGAAUAUUGCCACGAAUGCCUGGCAGGCCGCGCCGGCAUGCCUGCUGAGGAUAUCUCGGAGAGACCCUCGUGGGAGAGGACCAUCUUCACCAUCCGACCUUGGAGAGCAGAACCGGUGCUGUCCCAGAUUCCAUUCGAUGGAAAUCGACCAGAACAAAUGUAUCGGAGGAACUUUCUCAAAAUCGCUGAUGUCAUGGCCAAACCUGAGUACAAGCCCUUGGUUCAACACCAAAGGUCUGCCCUGAAGGCAGCAAAGGAUUCCUAUGAUGUCAUGGUCUCCCACCCGUGGUCUUUGGAAAACGAUAUCACUGCCUUUGCCAUGGUUUACAAAAUUCAUGCGUGGAAACAUGAAGCCUUGGAUUUGUUCAAG